AUGCCCUCUGCGUGUACACAGCCGGUUGGCUGCCAUGAAGUCAGAUACAUCCCGCUAUCGUACAACCAUGCUGACUCGCAGGCUUCGGCUUUGAGACUCGUCUUGACUGUCAACCCCCACUGGAAGGAUGCCGAAGGAAGAAUUGAGUUUGUUCGCUUCACAGAUGGCAUUACGAAUACGCUGUUGAAAAUCACGCUGCGGGCGCCUGGCCUGUCUGAUGAGGAGAUUGAUAAGGAGGCCGUAUUGAUGAGAGCUUAUGGAAAUAAUUCUGAAAUCAUCAUAGACAGAGAACGAGAAGCAAGAUCUCAUGCGCUCCUUGCUUCGCGUGGUCUUGCGCCACCACUGCUUGCUCGGUUCUCCAAUGGUCUUCUAUAUCGGUUCAUCCGCGGACAGGUAGCAUCUCCUGAUGAUCUUACUAAACCCGCAGUCUGGCGUGGAGUUGCGCGUAGGCUUGGACAAUGGCAUGCUGCUUUGCCCAUCAGCGAGGCGACCUCCGAUGCAGCCGCCGCAGAUUCCCGAGACGGCGAUUCCCUUUCCCUGGGUUCGGCUGAUUCAGACUCGAAACUGGGUCAGGAAUCGACUGCUGUUGCAGAUGAUAUAACACCAAUUGUCACGAGACUCGAUGGACCAAACCUUUGGUCUACGCUGCAGAAAUGGAUCCUUGCUCUACCCCAGACGACCGAGCAGGAACGCGUUCGACGGAAAAACCUCCAGAAGGAGUAUGAAGGAAUAGUCGCGGAGUUUGAUGACGGGUCAGGCCUAGGCGAAGAAGGGAUGGUCUUUGCUCAUUGCGAUCUGCUAAGCGCAAACGUUAUCAUCCAACCACGACCAAAGCAAUCACCUCUCCCAGAAGGUUUUGCAGAGACUGUUGAUUUCAUCGACUACGAGUACUCCACUCCAUCACCAGCAGCGUUCGACCUGGCAAACCAUUUCGCCGAAUGGGCUGGUUAUGAUUGUGAUUUUACGAGGCUGCCCACACGAUCCGUUCGUCGAGGCUUCCUUGAAGAAUACGUCGAUAGCUUUAGCCAGCAUGACGCUCUCCCCGAGUCCAAGCAGAAAGCGGUUGACGAGCUGUUCGCUGAUGUUGAUCGCUAUCGAGGACUCCCCGGGUUUUACUGGGGCGUAUGGGCUUUGAUCCAAGCAACCAUCUCUAGGAUCGAUUUCGACUAUGCUUCCUACGCGGAAGAGCGUCUUGGGGAGUACUGGGCCUGGAGACGGGAACAGGACGGUUCUCGUGCAAAGGCCGGCGAGAAGAUACCUCUACGUGAGCAGCGAUGGGCUCAAGAGGUCUAA
This is a messenger RNA of Arthroderma uncinatum, 1293 nucleotides long. RefSeq lists its product as uncharacterized. Gene Ontology annotation, biological process: phosphatidylethanolamine biosynthetic process; phosphatidylcholine biosynthetic process. The coding region runs from base 1 to 1293 and encodes 430 amino acids. NCBI's taxonomy places the organism in Eukaryota, Fungi, Ascomycota, Eurotiomycetes, Onygenales, Arthrodermataceae. The transcript has 5 exons. The record is from RefSeq and is a predicted model, not a curated record. Gene Ontology annotation, cellular component: cytoplasm. Gene Ontology annotation, molecular function: ethanolamine kinase activity; choline kinase activity.